Molecule: messenger RNA, 378 nt
Organism: Fusarium odoratissimum NRRL 54006
Lineage: Eukaryota; Fungi; Ascomycota; Sordariomycetes; Hypocreales; Nectriaceae
Exons: 4
Coding region: 1-378 (125 amino acids)
Source: RefSeq, a predicted model, not a curated record
AUGGAGCAUCGGAGCUUAGUUCAAGGUGAGGCUGGAGCGCUAAGCAGGCAGCGUAUGAAGAAUGCGGUCUUCAAUCUUGACUUGGAAUUCUUCGGCCUGUACUUCAUUUCUGAUGCUAUUUUGAUGUCGGAACUCGACACUGCCAGUUAUGUUCAUGUCGUGGCUCGUGUGUACUAUACUGGAUUCUAUGUAACAAGCGAUUUCCAAUUUAUUCGCCUUGGUGCCAAUGCAAACUACAACCAGGAGACGCUUUCUCAAGACAGCCAAACGAUACUCGACGAAGUGUUCGGCCGACAUACGUACACACAUACAUCAGCAAUUGAAGCCGGUCUUCGUGGUCUUAGUGGCGCAUUUGUUAUCAACUGGCAUAAGCUGUGA